CCAGACUACGCAUCCUCUGUUGCUGGAAACUCGCAACCAUGGGUAAGGAGAAGCUGCAUUUGAACAUUGUGGUCAUUGGUCAUGUCGACUCCGGCAAGUCCACCACCACCGGUCACCUCAUCUACAAGCUGGGUGGCAUUGACAAGCGUGUGAUUGAGAAGUUCGAGAAGGAGGCUGCUGAGAUGAACAAGCGGUCCUUCAAGUACGCCUGGGUGCUUGACAAGCUCAAGGCCGAGCGUGAGCGCGGUAUCACCAUCGAUAUCGCCCUGUGGAAGUUCGAGACGCCCAAGUACUACUGCACUGUCAUCGAUGCCCCAGGCCACCGUGACUUCAUCAAGAACAUGAUCACGGGAACCAGCCAGGCUGACUGCGCUGUGCUCAUCAUCGACUCCACCCCUGGUGGUUUCGAGGCCGGUAUCUCCAAGGACGGGCAGACCCGCGAGCACGCCCUGCUCGCCUACACCCUGGGCGUGAAGCAGAUGAUCGUGGCCCUGAACAAGAUGGACGCCACCGAGCCCAAGUACGACCAGAAGCGGUACGACGAGAUCGUGAAGGAGGUCGGCAACUACAUCAAGAAGGUCGGCUACAACCCGGCGAAGGUCAACUUCGUCCCCAUCUCCGGGUUCCAGGGCGACAACAUGAUUGAGCGCUCCACCAACCUGGGCUGGUACAAGGGCCUCACCCUGCUGGAGGCCCUGGACGCCAUUGACCCCCCCAAGCGUCCCUCCGACAAGCCCCUCCGCCUGCCCCUCCAGGAUGUCUACAAGAUUGGCGGCAUUGGGACUGUACCGGUGGGCCGUGUCGAGACCGGCAUCAUCAAGCCCGGCAUGGUGGUGGUGUUCGCUCCCUCCGGCCUGACCACUGAGGUCAAGUCCGUGGAGAUGCACCACGAGUCUCUGCCCGAGGCUGCCCCAGGUGACAACGUGGGCUUCAACGUGAAGAACGUGUCCGUCAAGGAGCUGAAGCGUGGCUUUGUCGCCUCCGACUCCAAGAACGACCCCGCCAAGGAGGCCACCAACUUCACUGCCCAGGUCAUCAUCAUGAACCACCCCGGCCAGAUCGGCAACGGCUACGCGCCCGUGCUGGACUGUCACACAGCCCACAUUGCCUGCAAGUUCCAGGAGAUCACCACCAAGAUCGACCGCCGUUCCGGAAAGGAGCUGGAGGCCGCUCCCAAGUUCCUGAAGAACGGUGACGCCGCCUACGUCAUCAUGGUGCCCACCAAGCCCAUGUGCGUGGAGCCUUUCACAAUGUACCCUCCCCUGGGCCGCUUUGCCGUGCGUGACAUGCGCCAGACCGUGGCAGUCGGCGUCAUCAAGGCCGUCGAGAAGAAGGACGCCUCUGGCAAGGUCACCAAGGCAGCUGCCAAGAAGAAGUGAACCGCUGAGAGCUGCAUGAAGGUCUGGGCUUGGGGCUGUGCAUCCUCGGCUGGCGAUGCCCGCCCCUGUUGUGCCCAGGCAGCUCCUGCCCAGCGGGAGCUGCUCAGCCCUUGCUGGCAUGCCCUUGUCGCAAGGCAUGCUCAGAACUGGGUGCUGGACUUUAGGUGGCGUGGCUUCACGAAGCUUCUUGUCUAAGCAGGGCCUGCCCUGCGGUGUGCGCAGUCUCCUGUGCAUUCCAGAUCUUCGUUGUAGCAUUGUUACCAACCCUUCACCUCCUCAUAGGAUAGGCUUGAGCCCUGUGUUCUGGCUUUCAUCAAACAUUUUGGAACUCCCAGCGCUGUGCCAUCGGUGUUUGUGACAUCAGGAUGUUUGGUGGGGAUGACAUACUUCUCGUUCCAUACUUUGAAAUCUCAACUUGUUUCCUCUAUAUAGGGACUGCUUUGUGACCCAUCAACAGACAAUGUGUUUCAAUCCUUUGGUUUUGCAAGGGAGCUCAAGUGCAGUCUAUACUUAUGUGGGCGUGUAACCAAGGCAGUUUUAAAUGC
This is a messenger RNA of Coccomyxa subellipsoidea C-169, 1924 nucleotides long. Its product is annotated as translation elongation factor. The coding region runs from base 39 to 1379 and encodes 446 amino acids. Gene Ontology annotation, molecular function: GTP binding; translation elongation factor activity; GTPase activity. The transcript has 8 exons. The record is from RefSeq and is a predicted model, not a curated record. Gene Ontology annotation, biological process: translational elongation; translation. Lineage: Eukaryota; Viridiplantae; Chlorophyta; Trebouxiophyceae; Coccomyxaceae.